Schistocerca americana (American grasshopper) is the source of this 1584-nucleotide messenger RNA. RefSeq names its product vicilin-like seed storage protein At2g18540. The transcript has a single exon. NCBI's taxonomy places the organism in Eukaryota, Metazoa, Arthropoda, Insecta, Orthoptera, Acrididae. The record is from RefSeq and is a predicted model, not a curated record. Bases 1 to 1584 code for a protein of 527 amino acids.
AUGUCUACUGAAGAUAAGCAGGUUUGUGAGGCAGUAGUUGAAAGGAAAGGGAUAGGACAGGAAGAGAGAGAUGAUUCAGGAAUCAGUGAUUAUGGAUUGUCAUUAGAAAGCCCAUUAGCACAUUCAACUAGUUACCCCGAAACGCCGGGACAAACGACGAGAAAUAAGUCAGUUUCAGAGGGUGCAGAUAUGUGGUCGAUGUUGUCAGAUUUGCUAAAGGAAACCACGGCAACAUUAGAGAAAGGUUUACAAGAAACUAGAGAAUCAUUAAAGGAAGAUUUACAAGAAACUAGAGAAAGGGAAGAAAUAUUCCGCAAAUCAGUAGAGGAAGGUUUACAAGAAGCUAGAGAAAGGGAAGAAAUAUUCCGCAAAUCAUUAAAGGAAGAUUUACAAGAAACUAGAGAAAGGGAAGAAAUAUUCCGCAAAUCAGUAGAGGAAGGUUUACAAGAAGCUAGAGAAAGGGAAGAAAUAUUCCGCAAAUUAGUAGAGGAAGGUUUACAAGAAGCUAGAGAAAGGGAAGAAAUAUUCCGCAAAUCAGUAGAGGAAGGUUUACAAGAAACUAGAGAAAGGGAAGAAAUAUUCCGCAAAUCAUUAAAGGAAUAUUUACAAGAAACUAGAGAAAGGGAAGAAAUAUUCCGCAAAUCAGUAGAGGAAGGUUUACAAGAAGCUAGAGAAAGGGAAGAAAUAUUCCGCAAAGUAGUAGAGGAAGGUUUACAAGAAGCUAGAGAAAGGGAAGAAAUAUUCCGCAAAUCAUUAAAGGAAGAUUUACAAGAAACUAGAGAAAGGGAAGAAAUAUUCCGCAAAUCAGUAGAGGAAGGUUUACAAGAAGCUAGAGAAAGGGAAGAAAUAUUCCGCAAAUUAGUAGAGGAAGGUCUACAAGAAGCUAGAGAAAGGGAAGAAAUAUUCCGCAAAUCAGUAGAGGAAGGUUUACAAGAAACUAGAGAAAGGGAAGAAAUAUUCCGCAAAUCAUUAAAGGAAGAUUUACAAGAAACUAGAGAAAGGGAAGAAAUAUUCCGCAAAUCAUUAAAGGAAGAUUUACAAGAAACCAAAGAAAGCUUAGAAAAAUCAGUUAAGGAAACUAUAGCACAAGAGAUCAAAACGUCGCAGAUGAAGAUAGAAUGUAAUCUGAAGAAGGAAAUGCAGGAGUUACAAGAACGAUUGAAGAUGGACAUCAAUGAGAGAGAGAGUAAGCUACAGAAGAGCAUAGACCAAGUCCAGGGAGACGUGGAGAAGGUGGAAAGAAAGUUAACAAAAAAGAUAGAAGACGAUAUUGAAGAAACUAAAGCCGAAUUGGGAGAAAGGAUCACCGAGGUGGAAACAAAUUGCAGUCAUCGAAUCGCCGAGGUGACGCAGAUGCAGAAACAAUGCAGUGAUGCGGUUAGGGGGAUAGGAGAUAGGCAAAACCAACUGGCUGUCAAUCUGAGAAAUGCUAUAGCCGUGCAACGAGAAGAGGAUAACAACAGGGUUGCAAUGGAGGUCAGGCAAUUACAACAAUUACAACAAUUGGAGAGCAAGACAGAACAAAUUGAUAAACGAAUUAGCAGUGCCACUUUAACCUUGGGGAAGGUAGAGUUGUUACCUUGA